Molecule: messenger RNA, 4446 nt
Organism: Cladocopium goreaui
Lineage: Eukaryota; Dinophyceae; Suessiales; Symbiodiniaceae
Source: the annotation of a GenBank genome assembly
AUGCCUUUGCUUUCCUUAGAGAACAUCACUCUGUCCAGUGCCCGUCACGUGACCAUAAGCCCACAUGAACCAGGUGAAGGAGCCAACCCAAUGGAGGGACGUCGCUCUUGGCGGUUCCGCAACACAGGUGCUCGGAUCGAGGGGCCGAUUGCCUCGUUCCCAGCCGCGGUCGAUGUCGGCGUUGGCGACAUCGGCCUGUUCCAGGCCAUCAGAUCCGAUGUCGAUGUCGAUGCGGACUCCAAGGCCUUAAGGAACAUCAACAGGAGCUACCUCAACACCAAGGAGAAUGUGGAGAAGCGGCAGAAGGGCGAGAACCAUUUGAGUCUGUGCAUUGAGAGGUACCGCAGGCAGACCAAGAAGAAAAGGUGCUUCUUGCACGAGCAUCCAGCUGGUGCUGACAGCUGGGAUGAGGAGGAAAUGCAACGUCUUCAACAAGAACCAGAUGUUUUCACAGUAGCUGACCUGACGUGUGCAUGGGGCAUGUCCAUCCAUGCCAAGCGAAAAGGCAGCGGGCUGGUCUACAAGAACACCAAGUGGGCGACCAACUCGCCGGAGAUUGCAGCAGUUCUGGAUCAACAUUGUCGCAAUAGACGUGGAGGUCCUAUCCACCGCCAUGUGGCACUCAUUGGCGGGCUGGCAAAACUUGCAGAGGCAUACCCAGAUGAGCUCGUCGUCUCGGUCUUGGAGGGCUUGAGGCGGCAGAUGAAAGCUGAUGGAUCUUUGAGCUCCAUAGAGAUGUAUGCGAGCGGACCUGAUCCUACGGAGCAUCUAUUUCCUGAAGAAAGUCAUCAAGCUGUUGACGAGGAGCUGGAGAAGUACUACGACGACAUCAGUGGUGAAGAGCUUCCAGCCAACUUGGUCAGAGACGCAAGGCAGGAAGAAAUACAGUGGAUCAACAAAAUCGGCCUUUACACCAAAGUGCCGAGGUCAGUGGCUCAACAAAGGGGAAAGACUGUGCUUCCUGUGCGCUGGGUCGAUGUCAAUAAAGGAGAUCGAUCCCGAAUGAAGUUGAGGAGUAGAAUUGUUGGAAAAGAGCUCAAGGCACGUACCAAGGAAUCACUCUUGGCACAUGAGUUGUUCAGUGCAACCCCGCCAUGGGAGCUUGUCAAGUCCCUGUUCAGCCUUCUUGUCACCGACCUUCCCCAACAUGUCGGUGGUGGGCACGAGAUGUGCAUUGGGGUGUUCGACAUCAGCAGGGCACAUUUCAUGCCGAAGUGCCAUCGUGAGCUCUAUGUGGAGAUUCCUGCAGAAGAUCGUGGUCCCGGAGAAGAAGUCUACGUUGGUCGGUUGAACCGUGGGAUGUAUGGAUUUCGAGAUGCCAGCAAUGCAUGGAUGAAAGAUUGGCAAGAGCUACUUGCAGAAGGUGGAUACCAAGUUGGAGUGGCCAAUCCGGCUUCGUUCUUCAACGAGGCAGAGUUCUCUCGAGGUGCAGUUCAUGGAGAUGAUUUCUAUGUUUUGGGGCCUGUGGCAGCCAUUGACAAGAUGAAGGAGUUGCUGGGUUCCAAGUACCAGAUGCGGGAGUCAAACUGCCUUGGAUUCACAGAUGGGUGUGUCCGUGAGGCAACAGUGCUGAAUCGAAUAGUCACUUUGGGCUUUGAGGAUGGACGACGCUUUGUCCAAAUCGAACCAGAUCGUCGUCAUGUGGAGGCAGUUGGGAUGAAGUUAGAUGGGUCGAACGGUGUCACCACACCUUCCGUUCGACAGACAGAUGCUUCAGCUGAUUCUUUGAAGAGUUCUCCGUUGCUUAGUGCUGCGGAUGCUAGCCGAUACAGGCUUGCGAGGUUCCUCAUCUACAAGCCGGACAAGAGCUUGGUUUUUCGUCAGCAAUCAAUGCCAGAUGCACUUCAGAUCUAUGUCGACUCAGACUUCGCCGGAAGUCGCACAGACCGAAAGUCUACGACUGGAAUGGUUCAGACUUUUGGAACCCACAUGAUCAAGGCUUCGAGCAAUUCGCAGAGUGUGGUGGGACUCAACGUCUCAGAGUCGGAGUUUUACACUCUGGUCCAUGGUGCUUCACACGGGCUAGGGUUGCAGGCCUACUUCCUCGACAUCGGCAUCAAGGUCGGCCUGGUGAUCCUCUCCGAUUCAACAUGUGCAAAGAGCUUCGCGAGCCGUGGGCUUGGGAAGCAGCGCCAUGUGAUGACGCGCUUUCUUUGGUGGCAACAAGUGGUUGUGUAUUUGCUGGUCAUUGCCAUAGAGCUCACGGGUGCAGGCUGUUGUCUCUGCAAGGGCCGUAUUCCGCCUGGGGCUCCACCAUGGAUGGUUGCUGCUGGUGUGCUGGCCAUUUGUAGUUGCAUCUCGUACCUGUUUCUCGCUUUGUGGUUUGGGCUUCAUGCCUUUGUUGCAGCACAGGCCUACAAGGUGCGGAUCCUUACCCAGUUGGUCAGGUUGCCAAUCCCUUCGUGGACGCACAUGGAAGCUGCCAGAACUUAUGGUUCAGACUAUGAGAGCAUGGGUACCACGCAAAUGUUGCGUGUCCCAGUUGUGACUGGUUCUCAGGAGAGAUUCGUCACCCAACAGGGAGGUGAUGCGAGGCCUGUGGACCCUUGGGGCCUGGAGCGCAGUGCAGAAGAUACACCCGAGCUCCAAGCAGACGUGAACAACGCGGUGGAGAAACAGCGCCAUGUGUUCCUGAUCCGCGAAGCUGCCAAGUUUUUCAACACAUAUGAUGCUUUCUGCCGCGUGUCCAUGAGCGCUGGAACUAGCUCUUUGGCCACAUUCUUCUGCUUCUAUUGUCUUGCGUAUGUUUGUACUGAAUUAGCCGCGCCAGUGGCUGCAUGGGCAGGAAUGUUUGUCUUUUGUGGCAUCACCCUGCUGUUGCUGCGCACGGAUCAGAUCCUCUCUGCGCGCAACUACUUCGUAGGUUCAAUUUUCCUCUUCUUCUCCCCAGUGUUCUGUGCUGUGGUAACUUUUAUCUCUUCCAAACACGUUGGAAAUCCAGGAAAUAUUGAAUACCUCGUCCCCAUUGGCCUCUUCUUGAAGGGCUGCUGGUUCCUCUAUUACCUCCACGUGUUUCACUGUCGUGAGCAUCAGACCGGCGCAGUGCUGCCGCGAUCCUUUAGGGCAGUGCUUUAUGUCGAUCCUUUUGGCUGGGCCAAGCACACACGACAGUGGUUUAACAGAUGGAAGAUUGGCACUUCUGGUCCACAGAACAAUGUUGGAAGCUACAACACAAGGAACAAGCUGCCAGCCACUCAGCUAGCCGGCGCUCGAAGGCCUUUGCGACCUGAAGAUGCGAGGCACGAAGUGCCCGCUGUGCAGCUAGGGCCACUGGUGGCCAACCCAGCUGAUUUAGGGGAAGAGGAAGAUGAGGAUGUUCAUCGCGCUAGCAGCAUGAGGCCUACCUCCUUCUUGCCCAACACACAGGAACAGGCAGACGACCAGGAUCCCGAUGCAGAAGGUCAGGAUGAGCAGGAGCACGGACACGAAACUGCAACCGGCCAGUUGGCUUCAUUGCAGCCGUGGCGUGCCUUCUUCUUCAAUACUGUUCUGUUGGCGGUGAUGUGGUGGUGUGCAUCCUUCGUCGCGUUCUACGAUGUAUGGAUCGACUUGCCGGAGUUUACAAAGUCUCGCUAUGGCCUGAAACCCGGAGAGGUGGCACGAAUGGCGACCUUGCUGGGGGAGAAGGUGGAAACAGGAUGGGGCAACCUAACAUGGCAACCGCACGGCUUUGCUUGCGACGGAUCAGUCUUUGCUGUGGCCGGCCGCGAUGGAUUGGGGCGAAGCGCAAUUCUUCAAGGCGAAAUGCAGAAGGGCAGCGCGCUGCAUUUUGAGCUAGCGCCGCAUUGUUCGUCCCUGGCGCAGAUUCAGGAUUUGGCUGUGCGAUGCCAUCAGCAUUGCGAUGCUGUUGUGAUGCCGUUGAAGGGGCAGCAAUUAGUCAGUUGCCCAUUGCUGGCCAAAAACUGGUCAUCCUCUGGAUUGGCACGACCUUUGGCUGUCUCCUGGCUGGAGGACCGCGGAGGAGCCCCCCUGGAGGAGCACCAAGGCCUGAGGCAUUUGCUGCACCCAGAAGAGAUGUCUGCCAUCUCUACAGCACCAUGUCCCGUCUUGGACGGAAAGACGGACGAGGAUUGCUUAGUUGUUGGUACCACUGCGAGGCGCCUGGUGCAGCUUGCGCGUGGGCGGCAAAUGCAAGAUUCCGAUGACAUUUGGUUACCCAGGCGGCUUCUGCAACGCUCUGGGGAAGAGCCUUUGGGCCCCGGAGCGUUCGCAGCAUUCGGGAAGAAAUAUCUAGGAGUGUUGCAAAAAGAUGCAAACAGCAUUGCCGUCCUCGACCUUUCCGCUGGCGGUCGAACUGUGGGGCAGUGGAGUUUGCCUCGACCUUCAGAGGCAAAGGAUGACGCAGGCUUCAGUGGCCUGUGUGCCAGUGAUGAAGCGCUUUUCGCGCUGCAGGCUGGGCCUGCACCCUCCGUUUGGCGAUUUCCACAUCCGCUUGGCCGAGUGUGA